UUAAAUGUGACUUACUGUAAAUGGAGCCAUAUGUGGACAGAGUUUUUCUAGAGACAGUCUAACCAGUUUAACAAAUCAUAAACAUCUUUGCUCAGGGUAAUAUCUUUUGACAGCUCAGACAGCCCACAGAUUUUUUUUUAGAUUAGUUACGGGAAACUGUGAAUCAGCACAGACAAAGCUGCCAGGAAUUCUUCAUGAAGGAGAAGCUUUAUGAAUUGGUCCAUUAUGUACUUUAGACACUUUAUUCAAAGCUAAGAAGAGGAUUUAACGAUCGAAAAUAAUGUUAGUUGAGAACCAACAGUUCAGAAAGAGCUCUUAAAGCACUGUUUGCUCUGUGCGAGAGUUGAGAUGGAGAGUAAAUCUGGAGCGAGCUCUGACAUGCUGAAGUGUGGACACACCCUGCUGUUAUUCAGGGCAGAAAAUGGAGGACAGCUGCAUGCGUUCUGGACCAGCAGGAGAAACAUUGGUUGCAAACGGCACGUCACCUCCGGCCAGUUCUGUUGUAUAAUAAGUAACCCAAACAUAGUUUAAGACUGUGGAGGAGGUAGACUGCCAAUUCAAGCAACGGUCCUGCAGCUGAACUGCUGCUUAGGAAUUUUUGUGAGUGUCUAGCUCAUAAAAUCCAAACCUUUGGGUUUGAAGUUGCUUAAGAAAGUCUAUAAAAAGCCAGCUGAGACCACGGCUCAAACUAUCCCUUAAAACCAUGGCACUUCUCGAAGUGGAUCGCAGCACAGACUGGCAGAGGACCGAGCCUGGUUUAUUGUCCUCUCUACAUCUCACAUUGGCUGACUAACCAUCACAGUGGCGCUCCUGUUCCCGCAUCACUGAAUCAUACUGACGCAGGUCUCAAAGGAAUCCAGAUGAUCCUGUUCAGUCCGAUGAGCUCUGCAGUGCUGUGCUGCAUACUGUGGCUCGCUGCGCCUGCCUUCCUGCGCUCUGAAUUCAAGGUGGCCUACGUGACCGAGCGCAGCUUGUACAUGUGCACAUAUGACCAGGAUCUGGCCUUCUGUGAGAACAUGAACUCCAGCGAUUUCAGCAACUGCAAGGAUCAAUCAUCUGUCCUGCACAGGGGCGAGAGUCCCAGCCCGGUUCACAAAAAGCGUCUGACGGUGUGGUACAGCUCGCCUCUUAACGUGGCCCUCCUGCUGAACAACUCUGAGGUGCGGCACCUGUCGCUGAUCCAGUGCAAGCCCGCCGCCGAGCAGCCCGUCCCGUUUGAGUACUUCACAGUGCAGCGCUUGGAGACCCUGACGGUCACCUAUCCCUUCUGGAAGCCUGGACAGAGCUAUGACAUUAUCAUCGGCAAGGACAGGGACGCCCUGUACCACGAGGAGGCGCGGAUCGCUGUCAUUCACACCUCUGUGCUGACCGGGAAAACAGAGCCGAAGUCAUACACAGUCCAGACCAAAGUGGACCCCAGCGGAAUGAUGUCCUUCCCAAACAUUUUUAUGUCUCGCAACGGGCUUUCGGAAAUGUCCAGGAUAUUUGUCACUUUUCUGUACUGAGAGGAAUUUUCAGGAAUUUAAAAGCUUCAUUGUAGUCACCAUAACACAAAUAGCUGUUGUGCAUAAUUAAUAAUGGAUAUACUUAAUUUAUACAAUUAUACUUAUCGCGUACAUUGCAAACAUAAAAAAAAAAUAUCAAACACUAUCAUAAAACUAAACAAGAACAGAUUAAUUCUCUGAGGUUGUUAAUGUGGGCUUUGCACAUGUGCUGCUGUUUUACUAGGGAUUCAAUUCUGUUAAGAUGUUUUGUAUUUGCAAUAAAUAAGGGAUUUUAAAAUAUAUUUAUAUAUAAUAAAAAAUGGCAAAGAA
Molecule: messenger RNA, 1814 nt
Organism: Carassius auratus (goldfish)
Lineage: Eukaryota; Metazoa; Chordata; Actinopteri; Cypriniformes; Cyprinidae
Exons: 3
Coding region: 861-1505 (214 amino acids)
Source: RefSeq, a predicted model, not a curated record